AUGGCCCUUUUUUUAAAAACAUUUACUGUGGAGAUUCAUCUGUUUGUACCGCCACCGAACCAACCUCCAUCCAACCGCCGACAUCGACGAACACCCACCCCUCCACCGCGAGUCCACCAUUCGGCCUACAACCUUGCGACACCCAUCUCCGCAGCCGUGAACCACCGCACAGCCACGCUCAGAUCUGCACCGACCGCCACUCUCGCUGGACUUUCCCAAUCAGCACAUCUCGCCGUCAGCAAAAUCCUCACUUCCAAAGCCACAGUUGCACCGGAUUUCAGAGGUAAAAUCCAUUCUUGGCUUAUGUAUGGAUUAUCACGUGUUUUGUUCAAGAAUGAGUUUUUGAAAGAGAGUUGA
Messenger RNA from Vicia faba (fava bean), 357 nucleotides. Lineage: Eukaryota; Viridiplantae; Streptophyta; Magnoliopsida; Fabales; Fabaceae. The record is from the annotation of a GenBank genome assembly.